AUGAUCCUCAACAUCCAGCAGCCAGUCUUCGAGGACUUUGUCACGGAUGUACUCGUCAAAGAUCCUAGGGUGGAUCUCCGCAAGGGUGUCUCCUUUGUAUCAUUAGAACAGGACCUGGACGGAGUGACGACAACGGUGGAAGAGCGAGCUACGGGGCUGCGAUUCCAGGUACGGUCGAAAUACCUUAUCGCUUGCGACGGUCCAAGAAGCAAGGUACGCACGUCCUUGGGAAUUGAGAGUGAUGGUGAAGAUUCGUAUGAGACCAUGAUGACCAUCCACUUCAACGCCGACCUUCGGGCUAUUGUCGGAGAACGAGUCGGUAUGCUACAUUGGAUAAUGGACCCCUUGGCCUCAGGAUUCAUCAUCGCAUACGAACUCUCGGGGAAUGCGGUCUUGAUCAGCAACUUCGAUGCUAACUUGAACCCGGUUGAGAGCUGGAAUCAAGAGCUUUGCCGCAAGGUCGUUGUUAGUGCGCUUGGGAUAGACGUACCUUUCGACAUACUUUCGUACCGACCGUGGCUUCUCAGCCGAAAGGUGGCAAGGUCGUACAGGAAAGGAAACGUCUUCUUAGCUGGAGAUGCUGCUCAUUCAUUCCCACCAACGGGUGGUCUUGGGCUCAACUCCGGCUUGGCCGAUGUCCACAAUCUAGCCUACAAAAUUGCAUUCGUCCUCAAAGGUCUGGCUGGAGACAGUCUCCUCGAUACGUACGAGACAGAAAGACGACCUGUCGCAAUUGUCAACUCAAUGCAAAGCGUGAAGAAUGGAAAGCAGAUCUUUGCCCUCUUGAAAACACUCGGGAUUGGCGAGGACGUGGUGGCGGCGAGAAGAAAUCUGUACGCGAACAUCAAGGACCCGGAGAAAAUGAAGGCCAUCGCGUUAGGCAUUGAAGGGCAGAGAGAACAUUUUGACAAUCUUGAACUCCACAUAGGGUAUGUUUACGGCAGUGACACAAUCCCACCACACGCUUCGAGGUAUACGCCGAAGUUCCAGGUCGGUGCCAGGUUGCCGCAUGCUUGGAUACGCCUGCCAUGCAGCCCUCUGAAGCCGGUGGAUGUCUCGUAUGUGGAAGAGUUUUCGCCGGAAGACGUCGAGUUACGCCAAUAUAGUACGCUGGAUCUGUGCGACUUGGACAAACUCACGCUCGUAGGCGAACUGCAGGUUCCGGGGAUCAAGACAUGCGUUCCGGGAAAAGAUUUUGACGUCGUGGGAGAGGCUGGGCAACAGUGGUUGAAGGGUGCCGGCUUGCAGGUUGGAGGAGGUCUGCUGGUCCGUCCUGAUCAGCAUAUUCUGAUGCUGCUGGACGCCGAUACCACAGUGGAAGAGGUGGAGGCUUGUCUGAAACAACAUCUGCAUGGUUAG
Cladophialophora carrionii CBS 160.54 is the source of this 1359-nucleotide messenger RNA. RefSeq lists its product as uncharacterized. Gene Ontology annotation, molecular function: FAD binding. NCBI's taxonomy places the organism in Eukaryota, Fungi, Ascomycota, Eurotiomycetes, Chaetothyriales, Herpotrichiellaceae. The transcript is spliced from 8 exons. Bases 1 to 1359 code for a protein of 452 amino acids. The record is from RefSeq and is a predicted model, not a curated record.